AUGCUGCCAGCACGCAUUUUCCGUUCGGCGAGCCGCAGUCUGCAGACCUCCGCCACCGCCUUCAACGAGGCCACCGACGCGAAAUUUGCCCCGACCUCGAAGCAAGUCGAUGAGCUGUUCAAGACAGAGGAUAGCGAUCAGCGAAGACCGCGCGCUAGUUUCAGUGUAAACAAGCUGGAGCUGGCCGGACACGUGCCGAUGGAACCGCAAAUCAAGCAGCUCAACAAUGGGAGCGAGCUCGUCCGUUUCCCGAUUGCCACCAAGAAUCCACGCACCCAAACCGACAACCACGACUUCCACUGGGUUGAUGCUCUUGGGCAAGUCGGCAAGUACGCCAAGGACAACGUCAAGAAGGGAUCGCAAGUCCACUUCAUCGGCCACAUCAGCUACGGCGAGUGGCAACCCGAGGGCGCCGACAAGAAGCGCAAGAUCACCCGCUUCACCGCCGACUUCCUGAGUGUCAUGAAGCGCGCCGGCCAACAACAAGAG
Mesorhabditis spiculigera is the source of this 489-nucleotide messenger RNA. NCBI's taxonomy places the organism in Eukaryota, Metazoa, Nematoda, Chromadorea, Rhabditida, Rhabditidae. The record is from the annotation of a GenBank genome assembly.